Messenger RNA from Letharia columbiana, 414 nucleotides. RefSeq lists its product as uncharacterized. Lineage: Eukaryota; Fungi; Ascomycota; Lecanoromycetes; Lecanorales; Parmeliaceae. The transcript has 2 exons. Bases 1 to 414 code for a protein of 137 amino acids. The record is from RefSeq and is a predicted model, not a curated record.
AUGUUUGAUGUCGUGGCUACGUUAAGAUCAUCUCCUGACUCUAAGGCUAAGACCCCAGUCCAGCGCUGCAAUAUGCCUCGGAAGUUGAUAAUCUCCCUGUCUGGUCUGCUUAUCGUGCUUGGUUAUUUAUUUUGCUUCUACAUGUACUUCCGCGAACUCCUUGAGGUUGGUAGACCACCGGUUGAGCGAAGUCGUGCUACUCCUACAGACCUCAUUCAAUGGAAGAACUGGUCUUUUGGCCGGGUAGUAGCAGUUACGGUAUUGCUGCCGCCCAUAUUCAGCUAUCUAGCAUUUGAGACGAGAGGUGGUCGCUAUAGCGCCCUUACAGGCCACUGCCGAGACAUUACUCGUAGCCGCCCGCGAUGUUAUACCUUUGAGAAGUAUGGCGGCUGCUCCGGCUACGGUCAGCAAUGA